AUGCCGCGGAAAGUCGCAUACACUCAGAUCACGCCAAUCCCGUCGCACAUACCUCGCCAGAUGGGCAUUGACCUUCUGCACAGUCAUGGCGAACUCAUAGAACUAAAUCCACUGGUGUUGGAAUACCACCAAAUCAAACCUCCUCGAGAUGCGCCCGCGGACGAGUUCUUUUCUACUUGGUACGAAAUCACAGAAAGGAUACAAAUGGUACCAGGAUUGGGGAAGCUGGGAUCAGGGAAGAUCAAUUUUAGGGGCGUGUACCAUGACAUGCCAUGGGGACUUCAAACACACGUAUAUCCGCCCGGCGGCAUUGACCUACGUGUGAAGUACUCGAUCAAAGGAAAUCAGCCGGGAGAGCCACCGGAGCCACGAGAGCUGGGAAGUGCUGCCCCGGCUGAAGGCUUGUACCUUCGUGAGGAUAUUGAGAUCAAAUGCAACUUCACAAUGGUUGGAUUUGUGAAGAAGGGCAUGAAGGACGCCUCGAAAGUUAUGAUCGACCGACUGAUCAAAAAGGCCGAGCUCAUUGACGCAGAACUAUUGCGACAGAUGAUGGACGCGCACGGCAUCAGCGACAGUCAGAAAGGCGGCAGUAUGAGUGGGCACUCACCUCAACCACCAAACUCACCUGGCUUGUCGGCCGUCGGCAGUGGUGGUGGAACACCGUUCUCCCCAAACCCAAGCGCCGAUCAAUUCAAGCGACAUACUAUGAUCGCAGGGUCCGAUGUCUUGCGAAAACGAGAAGAUGCCAUGCGGGCAGCGAUGUAUGGCAAUGGGUACGCGCCACAACCAAGCCCUAGUCUGCAGCACCCCAACAUGUCAGAAAUGAUGGGUUCUCAUCCAUCACAGCAGAGGCAAUCGUCACAAUCAUCUUACAAUAAUUACAGCAACCCAGGUCUGGCCAUAGAAAUGGAAGGUGAUACGCACUUCAAGCGGUCUCCACAGCCUUCGCCGGGUCUGGGUGCGCCUCGACAGUCAACAUACUCAGAAUUGUCGGGAGAAGGAGGCAAUAGCCACGCUUCCCGGCCUUCAAGCGUGGCGCAAGGAGGGGGCACAGAGAUCAGUUCUGGCUGGGGCGGAUCACAGACCAGCUCAAGCCCGCGAGUCGAAUCCCACCCAGGGCAAGGGGGAUACAGAUACAAUCCGAGAGACUUCGCACAGGAGUUGCCAGCGAACAGAUGA
Cyphellophora attinorum is the source of this 1179-nucleotide messenger RNA. RefSeq lists its product as uncharacterized. Lineage: Eukaryota; Fungi; Ascomycota; Eurotiomycetes; Chaetothyriales; Cyphellophoraceae. The coding region runs from base 1 to 1179 and encodes 392 amino acids. The record is from RefSeq and is a predicted model, not a curated record. The transcript has a single exon.